AUGAACAAGAAUUGGAACGACAGGGCCGACAAGGACCUCUUCUUUACUAUCUUGUCUGUUAAGAACAUUGGCGUCAUCAGCGGUUCGGAAUGGACUACUAUUGGCAACCACAUGCGCUCUUUAGGUUACGGCUUCACCAAUGAGGGAUGUCGCCAACAUUUCCAAGGUCUUCGUCGCGCUCAACACAAGGCCGAUACCAAUGGAGGAAGCUCAGAGAAUCCCAGGAAGGUCGAUCCGACGUUGAAUCCCAUCACUCGUCGCCCUGGCCCAGGCCGCGGGAGGCCCAAAAAGCAGCCUCAGCAACCUGCCCCGAUGCCGAUCCCCUCGCUGCCGGCACAGGCCGCUCAGCCUGGCCAACCUCCUCAACCUGGCCAGCCUCAACCUGAACAGAUUGCCCAAGAACCUCAACCCCAUACGCCCACACCUGUUAUACCUGAUGGUCUCCCUUCUUUGCCCGAAGCUUUGCCCGAAACUUUGGACCUUCCCAUCAAAGACGAUACUUUAGACAUGUCUCUCAAGGACGAUGACCACGAUGAAAACGACAACCACGAUGCUAAGCGUAUUAAACUUGACGAACCACCCCAGGACCAAUCCCUUGACGAUGAAGCGGUGCUAGCUUUAGCUGCCCACAGCAAUCCCCCCUCUGUUGACGCCUACGCCUCUGAGUAUCCCACAGCUGGUCUUACCGGCUCAGACCCCCAUGCCUUUAGCUACGGCGGCGAAACAUAG
Colletotrichum truncatum is the source of this 729-nucleotide messenger RNA. Its product is annotated as Actin cytoskeleton-regulatory complex protein PAN1-like protein 1. The record is from RefSeq and is a predicted model, not a curated record. Lineage: Eukaryota; Fungi; Ascomycota; Sordariomycetes; Glomerellales; Glomerellaceae.